Messenger RNA from Anisakis simplex (herring worm), 360 nucleotides. NCBI's taxonomy places the organism in Eukaryota, Metazoa, Nematoda, Chromadorea, Rhabditida, Anisakidae. The record is from the annotation of a GenBank genome assembly.
AUGAAGCGACUCGUCUCGGUGGAGUGGUCGCUCUUCUUCGGCUUUGUUCUGCUCACACUCACGAUCGUUGGCCUUCUGGGCAAUAUCGUUGUGAUUGCUGCGAUUGGCGGUGAUCGCAAAAUGCGACGAACUGCGAUGAACAUUUUAUUGUUCAAUUUGGCAAUUGCCGAUGCGUUGAAUCUGAUAACAACCACAGUCGAGUGGUCAAGCACUGUUUUGUUGGGGAGUCCCGAAUGGGUUUUACCACCACUGCUGUGCCCAGUUGCAAGAUAUCUGGAGAUAACAUUCCUGUUCGCUUCGAUUAUGACGCAAAUCAUCGUAUGUAUUGAGAGGUGCCGAUUGAAAAUAUAUCUCCACUGA